AUGUUUCUUCGAAGAUUACCAAUACGACCAUUUACCAAUUUUAUAAGAUUCAAUUCAAUACUACCUAAAGUUAAAAAUGUUCCAAAGAAGAAAAUUGGUGCUCAAAAACUAAGAAGAACUGAUCCACAUUUUCAAAAUGAAUCAACUAGUUAUAUACUAUCAUUAUUAAAUGAAUCUGAAAAUAGUUUUAAAACUCUAGAGAAAUAUUUAUCUACGGUUACAUCAGUUACCAUUGGUGACUCUAUAAAUUUUGAUACUUUAAUAUCACAUCUAAAAGGUUAUCAAUUUAAAGUUAUAAUACCCGAAGAAGUUAUAAAUAUUGCAAUUUCAAAAGAUCAAAAUUUAAUGAUUUUAUCAAAUGGUUCAUUAGUUGGCUGGAAUUUGAAUGAAAGUGAAAUGUUAACAAAUUUUUUACCUAUUAUUCAAGAUUCAAUAGAUUCUAAAAAUGAAACAUAUGAAUCUGAAGAAAUUGAUUGGAUUGAAUUAAAACAAUUACCUCAAAAUCCAUUAAAUAAUGGUAAUUCAUAUUUACAUGGUGAAAUUCUAGUUGUGCAAGGUUCUGAUUUAGAUCAAAGAUUAUUAGAUAUGGCUGCUUUUGCAAUUGGUUUAAGUAGAUCAACUAGAUUAUCAAUAUUAGAAACUCAAUUGGAUAAUUUUUUAAAUUUAACUAAACAAAACGCUGAAUUAUUAUCAAAGGGGAAGCAAAUUACAACUUCAGAACAUGAAUUUUUAAAAAUAACUGGUCAAUUAUUUUUAUUACGUGGUAAAUUAAAUUUAUAUUCAGAAUUGAUAGACACUCCUGAUUUAUACUGGUCUGAACCGAAAUUGGAAAAAAUUUACGACAAGGUUUCAAAAAUUUUAGACAUAAAUUCAAGAAUUAGUAUAUUAAAUAGGAAAUUAGAUUAUGCUACUGAUGAACAAAGAGCAUUUUUAUCAGUGUUGAAUGAAAAAAAAUCAACACGUUUAGAAUGGAUUAUUAUUGUGUUAAUUUUAAUUGAAGUUUGUUUCGAAAUAUUCCAUUUUUAUGAAAAGGCAAAUGAUAAAAAAUUGAAACAAAACAAAAAUUAA
Insectozyma verbasci is the source of this 1068-nucleotide messenger RNA. The record is from the annotation of a GenBank genome assembly. Lineage: Eukaryota; Fungi; Ascomycota; Pichiomycetes; Serinales; Debaryomycetaceae.